CAGGGACCCUCCCCACCAACCCUAGGGCGGAGGGUAGAGCCAGAGCCCUGGCGGGACAUUGCUCACUAAACGUUCCCAGGCUGCAAUUUCCAGAGCAGCCAGAGCCAACUCCAGGCCGGGAGAAGCCAGUUGUUGAUGGAGGCAGGAUGGAACAUUGAAGCUGCCCCUGGGAGCACCUGGCCCGGAGGGGCCAUGGCCACAGCGAGCCCCGUGGAAAGUCUCCGGGAGGAAGCCACGUGCCCCCUCUGCCUGGAGUAUUUCACGGACCCGGUGGUCACAGCCUGUGGGCACAAUUUCUGCCGUGCCUGCAUCAGCCAGUGCUGGGAGGGACCCGGCCCAGCCACCUCCUGCCCUCAGUGCAGGGACCAGGUGCAGCAGGGACCCCUCCGGCCCAACAGGCAGCUGGCGAACAUGGUAGAAUUAGUCAAACAGCUGAGCCUGCCGGCAGCAAGCGGAGUGGGUGAAGGAGGUGUGUGCAGGGCACACCAGGAGGCGCUGAAGCUGUUCUGCAAGAAGGAUCAAGCCCCCAUUUGCAUGGUGUGCAGAGAGUCCCGGGCGCACCGUGCGCACAUCGUGGCUCCUUUGGAGGAGGCUGCCCAGGAGUACAAGGAAAAAAUCCAGGCCCAUUUGAAGACUCUGAGGGACGAGAGAGAAAAGCUGCUGGGAUGGAAAGCGACGGGAGAGGGGAGAAGCCAGGAGUAUCUGAAACAGACACAAGCCGAGAGGCAGAAGAUUGUGGCCGAGUUUCAGCAGCUGCGGCAGUUCCUGGAGGAACAAGAGCGACUCCUGCUGGCCCAGCUGGAGAAGCUGGAGGAGGAGAUAGGUAGGCUCCAGACUCACACUGUCAGGAGACUCUCCACACAGAUUUCCCGUCUCAGUGAGCUGAUCCAUGAGCUAUCCAUGUUCCUGGGGCCAGACAUCAGAAGCACCCUAAGCAGAUGUGAGAGAGGAAUGUUCCAGCUGCCAGAGGAGAUUUCUCCUGAACUGGACGAGCGAGUCAGGGGUUUCUCCUGGCAAACGACUGCGCUGUCGGAGACUCUGAGAGAGUUCACAGACAUUCAGGUUGAUUAA
Messenger RNA from Pelodiscus sinensis (Chinese soft-shelled turtle), 1071 nucleotides. The record is from RefSeq and is a predicted model, not a curated record. NCBI's taxonomy places the organism in Eukaryota, Metazoa, Chordata, Testudines, Trionychidae.